CUUCACCGGAGCAUGCACAGGCUCGGUCCUCCGGGCCCUGGACUCCAGCCAGCCGACCGGAAAGGCCCCCCAGGCGGCCCGCAGCAUGAUCUCCAUCAGCGAGGGCCAGAAGAUCGGCGUCGGCAUCACUGGCUUCGGCGUCUUCUUCAUCCUCUUUGGGAUUCUCCUGUACUUUGACUCCGUGCUCCUGGCAUUUGGAAAUCUGCUGUUCCUGACCGGCCUCUCCUUCAUCAUCGGCCCAAGGAGGACAUUCUCCUUCUUCUUCCAGCGGCACAAGCUCAAGGGCACCAGCUUCUUCCUGGGUGGCGUGGCCUUGGUACUCCUGCGCUGGCCCCUCCUGGGCAUGCUCCUAGAGACCUACGGGUUCUUCAGUCUGUUCAAGGGCUUCUUCCCUGUGGCCUUUGGCUUCCUGGGCAACGCCUCCAGCAUCCCCUUCCUGAGUGCGCUGUUCCGGAGGCUGCAAGGUACCAGCUCAAUGGUCUGAACUACAGAGAUGAGCUCCUUGAACUUGGAUCGCUGAUUAAGUGGCAGGAAGGGAACUGGAGGCCACCUCCACAGGCCCCCACUCAGCGCUGGCUCUGUCCCUGUCAUCACCAGGCCUCCUCAAGUCCUAAAGGAAGGAUGGAGCUGGGUGACUGCGAACCUCUGAGUCAACUCAAAAGGCCACAGGGACAGUUGGGGCAGAGUUCACAGCCCCUCUGAGACCUACCUGGGGCUCGCAGCACAUCAUGCCCUGUACAUAUGGAAGGGAAAGUGAAGAUUAAAUCCCUGCGCUGUGACUAAA
This is a messenger RNA of Octodon degus (degu), 784 nucleotides long. It is a transcript of the gene Golt1a, whose product is annotated as golgi transport 1A. The record is from RefSeq and is a predicted model, not a curated record. NCBI's taxonomy places the organism in Eukaryota, Metazoa, Chordata, Mammalia, Rodentia, Octodontidae. Gene Ontology annotation, cellular component: membrane; endoplasmic reticulum. The coding region runs from base 86 to 484 and encodes 132 amino acids. Gene Ontology annotation, biological process: retrograde transport, endosome to Golgi; endoplasmic reticulum to Golgi vesicle-mediated transport. The transcript has 5 exons.